AUGGCACGCCCGAUUGCAGAGCAAAAGACUGGUACCGGGAAAGUCAGGAAUGUCCGGCAUUCUGGCAAAGAAUAUGAAGUUACAAUACAACAGGCUAGAAAGCGCAAUGGCCAGGAUAGAAUGAGGGUAUAUAAUAUGAAGAUUCAAAGCUUGGGGCAUCAGUUUCAACUUCUCACCCAAUGGGGCUGGCUUGGGCGAAUUUCGAGGGUUAGCGGCAUUCCUGUCGUGGCAGCAUCGGAGGAAGAGGCAGUCGCAGUGUUUAAGAAAAAGUUUUACGACAAGACGAGGCUCAAUUGGAGUGAUAGAAGUAAAGCCACAACACUGCGUCCUUGGAUUUUUCAUAUUCCCCCCCCACAGACGCGGGGCUUAUCGGCGCCAGUCCAAGACCUUCUCCGGCUUGUAUUUGACGAAGACCUAGUUGAGACUUCACUGGAUGAAUAUGGUUACAACUGGAGGAUGCUGCCAGUGCAUCAGCUAACUGACCAUACCCUUAGGGAGAGUUCUAAGAUUCUUAAGGAUUGGCGUGACCAUCUGAAGGAGUUGGACAAGUUAGAGAGGGAGGAAGCAGAGAGGGAGGAGUCGGAGACCAAGAUGAAGGUGGAGAGAAAAGAGAUAAAACAGCUCCGCGAGAAGUACUGCUGUAUGAUUCCCCACAAGGUCGUAGGCAGGGUGCGACUUGGGUUCGAUGUCCCCUCGUUCCGAAAAGAAGUUCGGCUUCUUCAACUCAUCCAAGGAAUAAGAGCUACUCCCUCUAUGCCGCCCUGUAGCGUUUUAGAGAAGGAGAAUCUUCUGGACUGGCAAUAUGAUAAACUAGGUAUGGAGAUCGGAAACCUAAGUACUCAAAGCACUCAAAGUACUGCUAAAGGCGCGGAAUAUAACUCUCUUCUUCAACUCUAUAAUCGGUCCAUCGACAAGAUUUACCCCCCUGAUCUUUAUAAAGUUAAGGAGAUAUUUCGCCUAAAGAAAAAGGACGAAAUCGACAACCGCCAUGUCGAAAAUCGUCGUCUCCUUUGGCAUGGGACUAGGUGCAUCACAGUUCCCGGCAUUUUAAGCCAAGGUAUACGAGUUCCGCACUCAGAUAUGACGGUCUUAAAGGGGAAAUUUGGCAAUGGCAUAUAUUUCACAGACAUAGCGUCGUUCGCUACUGAAUACUGUGGCACAUGUGAUUCCGACGGGCAUGCACUGCUAUUAUUAUGUGAAGUCGCUCUCGGUAAAAUGCUCCACUGUAAUUACGAGGACGCGGAUCCAAAAUUCGACCCGAAGAAACGACUGGGAGAAAAGUGUCAUAGUACUUUGGGCAUAGGUAGCUAUGGGCCACGCGCUGAUGUGGAAGUUGAUUGGCGCGACGCUAAAUUUAUCGAUGAAAGGCUACGAGGCAUACGCGUUCCAUGGCAUUAUAAAAAGCGGUGGUUGGAUGAUGCUCUGUCUUAUAACGAGUAUGUGUGCUAUGAUGAAUGGCGGGUAAAUCCACGUUACUUGUUCUGGCUCAGGGCUAGGGACUCGGAAAUAGAAUAG
This is a messenger RNA of Metarhizium robertsii ARSEF 23, 1515 nucleotides long. RefSeq names its product poly(ADP)-ribose polymerase. The record is from RefSeq and is a predicted model, not a curated record. Gene Ontology annotation, molecular function: NAD+ poly-ADP-ribosyltransferase activity. The coding region runs from base 1 to 1515 and encodes 504 amino acids. NCBI's taxonomy places the organism in Eukaryota, Fungi, Ascomycota, Sordariomycetes, Hypocreales, Clavicipitaceae. The transcript has 3 exons.